UUGUCUUGGCCCAAAAGGCCGAGAAUGGAGUACCACAACGCGUCCAUCGUUCUCGGCAAUGUGUCCAGUGUGCUGCGUCCGGAUGCGCGACUCUCCGCGGAGUCGCGUCUGCUGGGCUGGAACGUGCCGCCGGAUGAGCUGCGUCACAUACCCGAACACUGGCUGUCGUACCCGGAGCCACCGGAGUCCAUGAACUAUCUGCUGGGCACGCUCUACAUCUUCUUCACGGUCAUCUCGAUGCUCGGCAAUGGCCUCGUCAUUUGGGUCUUCUCCGCGGCCAAGUCGCUAAGGACGCCGUCAAACAUACUCGUAAUCAAUCUGGCCUUCUGUGACUUUAUGAUGAUGAUGAAAACGCCCAUCUUCAUCUACAACAGCUUCAACCAGGGCUAUGCCCUAGGGCACUUGGGCUGCCAGAUCUUCGGCAUUAUUGGCUCCUACACGGGCAUAGCGGCGGGUGCCACGAACGCCUUCAUCGCCUACGAUCGCUACAAUGUGAUUACGCGACCCAUGGAGGGCAAGAUGACGCACGGGAAGGCCAUUGCGAUGAUCAUCUUCAUCUAUCUGUAUGCCACGCCCUGGGUGGUGGCCUGCUACACGGAAUCCUGGGGCCGUUUCGUGCCCGAGGGAUACCUCACGUCGUGCACCUUUGACUAUCUGACGGAUAACUUCGAUACGCGCCUCUUUGUGGCCUGCAUUUUCUUCUUCAGCUUUGUCUGCCCCACAACCAUGAUCACGUACUACUACUCGCAGAUUGUGGGCCACGUCUUUAGCCAUGAAAAGGCGCUGCGCGAUCAGGCCAAGAAGAUGAAUGUCGACUCACUGCGCUCGAAUGUGGACAAGAGCAAGGAGACAGCCGAAAUCCGCAUUGCCAAAGCGGCCAUCACCAUUUGUUUCCUGUUCUUUGUGUCGUGGACGCCGUACGGCGUGAUGUCGCUCAUUGGCGCCUUUGGGGACAAGAGUUUGCUGACACCCGGCGCCACAAUGAUACCCGCCUGCACCUGCAAAAUGGUGGCCUGCGUGGAUCCCUUUGUGUAUGCCAUCAGUCAUCCCAGAUACCGCAUGGAGCUGCAGAAGCGCUGCCCCUGGCUGGCCAUCAGCGAGAAGGCGCCAGAAUCGACGGCCGCUGCCUCCACCAGCACCACGCAGGAGGUGCAGCAAACGACGGCGGCCUAAAAUCAAUCAAAAAUUAAUUAUGAUGAUGCGUCUCCCGGAACACGAGCUCGUAAUACAAAAUGCCUGGAUACAAAAACUUCUAUAAAAUUCGCAAAGUCUUUGCUGAAACUUUGUGGUGAAAAAAUGUGUGAAAUACGUCAAAUUUAUGAUUAUGAUUUCUAGCUAUUAUUUUUUUGAUGUUAAAUAAUCAAAUAUAGUUAAUUAUUGCAAGCAA
Drosophila guanche is the source of this 1387-nucleotide messenger RNA. Its product is annotated as opsin Rh3. The transcript has a single exon. Gene Ontology annotation, cellular component: membrane. The record is from RefSeq and is a predicted model, not a curated record. Gene Ontology annotation, molecular function: G protein-coupled receptor activity. NCBI's taxonomy places the organism in Eukaryota, Metazoa, Arthropoda, Insecta, Diptera, Drosophilidae. Gene Ontology annotation, biological process: G protein-coupled receptor signaling pathway; visual perception. Bases 25 to 1173 code for a protein of 382 amino acids.